This is a messenger RNA of Sitophilus oryzae (rice weevil), 1654 nucleotides long. RefSeq names its product putative nuclease HARBI1. The transcript is spliced from 3 exons. Bases 348 to 1448 code for a protein of 366 amino acids. The record is from RefSeq and is a predicted model, not a curated record. Lineage: Eukaryota; Metazoa; Arthropoda; Insecta; Coleoptera; Curculionidae.
GUUUUCACAUCAGUUUGAAACUUGUUUCUGAUGUUUAGAUUCUGCGCAAUACCUUUUUUUGCGUUCACACAUCACUUUCUAGCUGUUAUCAAACUAAGAAUCGGUUGUUCACACAUCAAUUCGUGACAGUUUGCUAGCAGCAAGAAGAGUUUGCGGAUUAUCUCCAAGUAAAGAGUUGGAGCAUGCGCAAUUCGCUAUAUUUUGGACAAUCACUGUACCUAUAUUCCUGCGUAGUCACUCUGCGUAGUCAAGCUUGUUUUGAAAUCUUUCUUUGUGUUUGAGGUUAAAACAAAAAACAAUUCAAAGAAACAAUUAUUGUGAUUUGUGGUAGGUAAUUUAAUUGAAAAAUGUCUGGUUUUUCUUCAUCCGAUGCAUCUGAAUUCUCCCAAAUGUCUGAAACAGAUUCAGAUCUGGAAAUUAUGUUAGAAGAAAGAAUUCGGCCUAAAAAUCAAACUUUCUUUGAACAGAUUGUACCACAGUUUAAUGAUAAAGAACACAUAGAACACUUCCGUGUAAGUAAAGAUGUUGCUGCCGACAUCGCUGUUCGCUUUGAAAAUAGUGAAUAUUAUAAGUGGCAAUUGGGACCACAUGAAAAACUUACCUCAUUGAAGCAGACACACAUUUUUCUAUGGUUUGCGGGGCAUCAAAGUGCCAGCUUCCGUGAUGUGGCAGAUAGAUUUAAUAUAUGCAUAAGUUCCCUACAUAAAGUAGUAAAACGAAUGACAUAUUUUCUAAGCAAUUUAGCGCCUGAAAUAAUAAUAUGGCCUAACAAUGAAAGGCAAGCUGAUAUUGAAAGAUAUUUUCGCCAAAAAAAUGGGUAUCCAGGAAUUAUAGGAGCUAUAGAUGGAACCCACAUCAGAAUAGACAAGCCUCUGGAGGAUCCAGACUCUUAUAUAAAUAGGAAAGGGUAUUACUCAAUACAGGCACAACUUGUCUGUGACCAUCAAUUAAAAAUAACAAAUUUAUUUGUUGGAUAUCCAGGUUCGGUACACGAUGCACGUGUUUUCAGAACAUCAGACCUAUUUAAUUCACUCCAAGAGAAGUGUAAUGAAUUCCAUAUUUUAGGAGACAGUGCCUAUCCUUUAAUGUACAAUCUUAUGACUCCUUUUCCAGACAGGGGAAUGUUAACUAGAAACCAAAUUAACUAUAAUGUCCAACACUCGUCCAAUAGGAUUUGUAUCGAACACUGCAAUGGCUUAUUAAAACAAAAAUGGCGCCAAUUAUAUCAUAUUAAGUUAAGAGAUAUACGUACAAUAGUUCAUUUUAUUAGGGCAUGUUGUGUACUUCAUAACUUAGGACUGAAUGAUAAUUUUCUGUACAUAGAAGGUGAUAAUAAUUUAGAAGCAAAUGAAAAUAAUGUAAAUUUAUUUGAUAUCCAAGAUGCUGCAGAACACGCAAAUCAGGAUGCUGUACAAAAAAGAAACAUGAUUGUAAAUACUUUAGAAUAAUUCAAGUGAUAGGCCUAGUACAGGGUCUUUCUAUAUUAUUAAACCACCCAGGAGUAUUUUAGGAGAUAUAAGAAAAUGCGGGUAAAUUUAAAUUUUCGCUUAGCCAAAAUCAGUUGUGAAAAGAAAAAUUGCCUUUUCGAAGCUUGUGCAACCUACACAAUGUAUUCUUACUUAGAUUAUUAUUUGCAAUAAUAUAAUAAUCAUUA